Cyprinodon tularosa is the source of this 1870-nucleotide messenger RNA. Its product is annotated as zinc finger protein 501-like. The transcript is spliced from 3 exons. The coding region runs from base 279 to 1751 and encodes 490 amino acids. Lineage: Eukaryota; Metazoa; Chordata; Actinopteri; Cyprinodontiformes; Cyprinodontidae. The record is from RefSeq and is a predicted model, not a curated record.
CGGAAGUGACGGAAGCUUUAUAAACAAAGCCCGAGUCGAUUGAGCGUCUGUUGUGAAUCGGGGUUGAGGAAAUCUCUGGCAGUCCCCAAAAAUUACUUAAUGGGAUCACAUUUUAAUCCUCCUGGCGAUAUUUUUUUGAAAUUACGUUUCUUCUUCGGAGGGUGAGGGUGUCGAGUGUUAGCCUAGCCUGUUAGCUGAUGGAGAUCAGACUGUUUCUGAAGGCAGAGAGAUCAUUCUCUGAAAACCUCAGAAGUUUGGAGAAAGGAUAACUAACAGAGAUGGACAGGUCGACACAAAGUGAUGACAUCCAGCAGCUGCAGGUUUUAAAAAAUGAGGCGCCGCAGGUUAAAGAGGAACAGGAUGAGGCUGAGAUAACCGAGUUUGUAUUUAAUCCUGUGAAAAACGAAGGUGAUGAAGACUUAGCUCAGACUUUGGAGCUUCAACAAUCCUGGUGUGAGGAGAACACGGUAGGAUCUGAGUCAAAUAAUGACCAACUUCCAAAAGCUUCAGAGAUAAAAGUCACUGAUGAAACCUGUGAGAAGAUCAAAGGACCCUUAUUAGGUGAUAUAGAUGCAAAGAAGCUGUACAGCUGCUCUGAAUGUGGGAAAACAUUCAAUAGUAGGCCGUGUCUUGCGAGACACAACAGAAUCCACUCGGAAGAAAAGCCCUUCAGCUGCUCCUUCUGUGAUCAGAAGUUUAGCAGGAGGGAAAGUGUGACUCGACACAUAAGAUGCCACACUGAGGAAAAACCUUUCAGCUGCUCACUUUGUGAGCAAAGGUUCAGCAGGAAGGAAAGCCUGACCUAUCACAUGACCUACCACACCAAAGAAAAACCUCACAGCUGCUCCAUCUGUAACAAAGCCUUCACUUCCAAAAGAAAUCUGAUGGAGCAUGGGCGAAUCCACACGGACGAAAGACCGUUUAGCUGUUCCAUCUGUAAGGCCACUUUCAAGCGGAAAUACACGCUAGUGGAACACACCAGAAGUCACACUGGACAGAAGCCAUACAGCUGCUCAGUCUGCGGUCAAAGCUUCAGUCACGGCAUAAGCCUGACUCGUCACAUGAGAUGUCACACAGGACAAAAACCUUACAGUUGCCUCAUCUGUAAGGCUGCCUUCAAACUGAAAAACGCGCUAAUGGAGCACACAAGAAUUCACACAGGAGAGAAACCUUUCAGCUGCUCAGUUUGUAAGGCAGCGUUCAGGAGGAACCAGGAUGUUGUGAAGCACACCAAGAUCCAUGCAGGUGUCCAGCAGGUGUUGGUGAUCAAGGUGGAGCCUUCUUUAGAGGAGACCUACUGGAUUCCUAGACCAGAACAUGAAGUCUCUGUGAUGAACAAUGAUAAUAAAAAGGAACCUCAGUCUUCAGCACUUCUUCACAAACAAACCUUGGAGAGCAGAGAAUUAUUGACCCUGGAGCCAAAUCGGGAUCUAAAGAACGACCCUGCUAGUGAAACACCAUGUGAGAGAGAUAAAAAGUCACACAGCUGCUCUGAGUGCAAUAAAACGUUUAAACACCGGGCGGAUCUAUUGAGACACAAUCGGGUCCACACAGGAGAGCGACCCUUCAAAUGUUCUGUUUGCAAUGCAGCUUUUAGAAGAAAAUACACAUUGGCCGAACACACAAGGACCCACACUGGAGAGAAGCCAUACAACUGCCCCCUUUGUGAACAAAGCUUUGGUCGCAAGUCAAGUCUGACCUGCCACAUGAGCUAUCACACGGGAGAAAAACCUCUGCUGUUCGGUUUGUAAGGCGGAGUUUAGGGAUCAAUUGGAUUUUGUUGAACAAACUCUAUGUGUUAGUUUGGUUUAGUAUUUCACUUCAUGCAUUCAGUUUCACAAAGGCGAACCAAUUUGAGUUUGUUGUCAAA